Hydatigera taeniaeformis is the source of this 531-nucleotide messenger RNA. The record is from the annotation of a GenBank genome assembly. Lineage: Eukaryota; Metazoa; Platyhelminthes; Cestoda; Cyclophyllidea; Taeniidae.
GAGAAGGCAACACGUAAGCAUCAGGAAGACUACAUCCAACAACUGCAGCGCUACUACGACAAUCUUCUGGCUAAGCAUGCAGCCGCUGAAAUGACCAUCGAUCAUCUGCGUAUUCGGGCCAAGGUUGGAUGCGAGGACUCAACACUUCCACCUGCCUCAUCCACUACUCCCGGUAACACCUUCUCCAACACUCUUCGUGGUCGAAAACUCACAUCUGCUUCUCUGGAUACCUGUGUGCCGGCACUCUUGUCCAAACGAUCACAUCAGCCACGUGUCUCGGGCUCUGUUGCAAGCUUUCGUGAUCACUCAACUCCGACACGAUCACAGUGUUCUCUAAAUCCCACUCCGAGAGUUAGUAUGCAACCUCAGGUUCAUCUCAUGCCUCUCGCCUCAUCAAGCAAGCAUUCACAACGGAGUCGCUUGAAUGAUGGACUUGAGCGCCCCAAGUCCGGUCUCAAUAAUGCUCCAAACGGGGAGGGUACAGUUGCUUCUGUUGACGACAGUACUGAUUUUGAAGGAGGUAAUGCUUGA